Messenger RNA from Orycteropus afer afer, 4204 nucleotides. NCBI's taxonomy places the organism in Eukaryota, Metazoa, Chordata, Mammalia, Tubulidentata, Orycteropodidae. The record is from RefSeq and is a predicted model, not a curated record.
CUCCAGGAAGAGGCGGAGUCGAGGUGAGGGAGUGAAAUGUUUAAUUCAGGAAUGGAUUUUGGAGUUUGUGGGUAUUGAAGAAAUAGAGGACCUCACGCCUACGGGCCUAGAGAGUCGACACCGUGGAGCCCCGCCAGACCCGGGACCUACCAUUGAAUAAAUCCAGUCCAGUGUGCGGCGAUCCACUGGCUUCAUGGGGUCGCAGCCGCCGCCAGGGUCUCCGCUGUCUCGCGAGGAGGGUGAAGCACCUCCGCCCGCUCAAGCUCCGGAGGGUAGGCGGAGAAGUCGCCGGGUACGCCUUCGCGGAUCCUGCCGUCACCGACCUAGCUUUCUUGGCCGUCGGGAGCUGGCUACGAGCGCCCCAGCCGGGCCUGCGCCGGCGUCCUCUCAGAUAAUGGCAUCAGCUGCUAAGGAAUUUAAAAUGGACAACUUUUCACCUAAAGCUGGCACUAGCAAAUUGCAACAGACAGUACCAGCUGAUGCAUCUCCUGAUUCUAAGUGUCCUAUAUGCUUGGAUAGAUUUGAUAAUGUGUCUUACUUAGAUCGCUGCCUACAUAAGUUCUGUUUUCGCUGUGUACAGGAGUGGUCAAAAAACAAAGCUGAAUGUCCACUAUGUAAACAGCCUUUUGAUUCUAUUUUCCAUUCUGUGAGGGCAGAAGAUGACUUCAAGGAAUAUGUCCUAAGGCCUUCAUACAAUUUUGCCACCCCUGAUGCUCGACAUUUUCGCUACCGUACAACUAUGACAAGGGACCGAAAUACUUCUGUUUAUUCACCUAGUACUACCAUGAAUAGAAGAACAACAACUCCACCAGAUAGUGGAGUGCUAUUUGAAGGGUUAGGCAUCUCAACAAGACCUAGAGAUGGUGAAAUUCCUCAACUUAUGAGACAGAUUGCAAUAAGGAGGCCAACUACUGCAGAUGAAAGAUCUUUGCGGAAGAUUCAAGAGCAGGAUAUUAUUAAUUUUAGACGAACUCUGUAUCGUGCUGGUGCCCGUGUUAGAAAUAUUGAAGAUGGUGGCCGCUACAGGGAUAUUUCAGCAGAAUUUUUCCGUAGAAAUCCAGCUUGCCUUCACAGAUUAGUUCCCUGGUUAAAACGUGAACUUACAGUUCUUUUUGGAGCGCAUGGAUCGUUAGUGAAUAUUGUCCAGCACAUCAUCAUGAGUAAUGUUACUCGCUAUGACUUGGAAAGUCAGGCAUUUGUGUCUGAUUUAAGACCAUUUUUACUUAACCGGACUGAGCAUUUUAUACAUGAAUUUAUCAGUUUUGCUAGAUCUCCUUUUAACAUGGCAGCUUUUGAUCAGCAUGCUAAUUAUGAUUGCCCUGCACCGUCAUAUGAAGAAGGCAGCCAUUCUGAUUCUUCAGUCAUAACAAUAUCUCCAGAUGAGACUGAGACCCAAGAGCUGGAUAUUAAUGUAGCCACUGUUAGUCAAGCACCAUGGGAUGAUGAAACUCCAGGGCCGUCUUAUUCAAGUUCAGAGCAGGUACACGCUGCCAUGUCGUCCCUUUUAAAUACUUCUGACAGUUCAGAUGAAGAACUUGUAACAGGAGGAACCACAUCUCAGAUACAAGGAGCACAAACCAAUGAAGAUCUAAAUAAUGACAGCGAUUCUUCUUCAGAUAAUUGUGUCAUUGUUGGAUUUGUUAAACCACUAGCUGAGAGGACCCCAGAACUUGUUGAACUAUCCUCUGAUUCUGAGGAGUUAGGCUCUUAUGAGAAAAUGGAGACAGUGAAGACACAAGAACAAGAGCAGUCUUACAGUUCUGGUGAUAGUGAUGUUAGUAGAUGUUCAUCUCCACACUCUGUCCUUGGGAAGGCUGAGCGCAUAAAUAAAGGUCAUUGUGAUUCUGGUACAAGAAUCAAAUCAAAGAAGGAAGAGAAACGAUCCACAUCAUCAUCUCCCAGAGACCUGAGUUCAUCUGUGAGAGGAGACAGAGUUUAUUCUCCACAUAACCAUAGACACAGAAAGAGGGGAAGAUCAAGAAGUUCAGAUUCAUGUUCCCAGAACAGGAGUGGGCAUGAUCAGAAGAAUCGUAGAAAGCAUCAUGGUAAGAAAAGAAUGAAAAGCAAACAAUCCAGAAGCAGAGAGAGUAGCAGACCUAGAGGUAGACGAGACAAAAAGAGAUCAAGAACUAGAGAUAGCAGUUGGUCAAGAAGAAGCCAAACUCUGUCCCUAAGUAGUGAAAGCACAAGCAGAUCAAGGUCUCAUAGCAGUGAUCAUGGCAAAAGACGGUCACGGAGCAGAAACAGAGAUCGUUAUUAUUUGAGAAAUAAUUAUGGAAGCAGAUACAAGUGGGAAUAUACUUACUAUAGUAGAAACAAGGACAGAGAUGGUUAUGAGUCAUCUUAUAGGAGGAGGACUCUGUCCAGAGCUCAUUAUUCUAGACAAUCUUCAAGUCCAGAAUUUAGAAUUCAGUCCUUUUCUGAAAGGACAAAUGGUAGAAAAAAGAAUAAUCACAGUGAAAGGAAAUAUUAUUACUAUGAAAGGCACAGAUCAAGGAGCCUGUCUAGUAAUAGAUCAAGGACUGCUUCAGCAGGGCCUGAUCGAGUAAGAAGUGAAAAGCCUGGAGGGAAACGAAAAUAUAAAACACGGCAUUUAGAGGGUACUAAUGAAGUGGCUCAACCAUCCCGUGAAUUUGCUUCUAAAGUAAAAGACAGUCAUUACCAAAAAUCUUCAUCAAAAUUAGAUGGAAACUAUAAGAAUGAGAGUGACAGCUUUUCAGACAGUCGAUCAUCAGACAGAGAGACAAAACACAAGAAGAGAAAAAGGAGGACCCGGAGCCUAAGUGUAGAGAUAGUUUAUGAAGGGAAAGCUACUGAUACAACUAGACAUCAUAAAAAGAAAAAGAAGAAACACAAGAAGAAGCAUAAGAAACACCACGGAGACAAUGCUUCGCGUUCCCCAGUUGUAAUUACCAUCGACAGUGAUAGUGAUAAGGAUUCUGAAGUUAAGGUAGAUCCAGAAUAUGACAAUAGUGGUCCUCCACACUCUGUACAAAAUGAGUUUUUGCCUCCUUCGUUGGACCCGUUUGAAACUAAAGAUGUAGUUACAAUAGAAGAUGAAUUUGGUAUCCUGGACAAGGAGUGUGAUAUUACCACACUCACUAACAACCUGGAUGAUGCCAACAAAACUGUGAGUAAUAUUCUACCCCAGGCAACUUCAACUGAACAAAAUCUUGAUGUAAGAGAAGAGAGCACAUUUGCUUCUGACUUGGAGACCCACCCCAGUAAUGUAUCUGUUCACACUGAGCCAUCAAGGCAAUUGCCAUCUCCACGGACAUCAUUAAUGUCAAUAUCUCUUAGUAGAGACCAUGUUAUGUCUUAAAACUGCCAAAGCAUCUCAUUGAGAAUUCUGAUUGUCUGAAAAGAAGGAAAUAAUGAAAGGAACAAUGUCAUCUACUGUGGUCUAUUUAAAGAUGACUCUUGAUGAAAACUCUUUUUUCCAUUAAAAUAAUUUUAAGUGUUUUUUUGUGUUAAAAAUUUGUAUGAAAGCAUUUUAUUUGUUUGAAAGUUAUGUUAAGUCCCACCUUCAGAGAUAUGCACUUUUAAGUGAAGAAAAUGAUAUUGCUAGCAAUUUAUUUAAAACUUGGGCUCCUUUUUAAAUAAAAAAUGUAAAUUUUAGAAGUUAUUUCAUAAAGCCAUAUGGUAUUGACAUAUUUUUAAAGUAGUCAAUGAGUAUUUUUGAAUUUUUUGUUUUUCUGAGAGUUAUUCUGAAAAUGUGUUAUAAGCUAGAGGAAUCCCUUUGGACAGUCUUUAUUUUUCUUCUUAAAGGCAAAUUUGUAUGGAUUCAAAACUUUCUUCAGGUUAAAUUGGGGCAUUUUAAUCUGCACAGUUUAUGUUGACAUCUGCCAAAAGAAAAAUUUAAACAUUUCCUUUAUAUACUUGUUUAUCUGGACUGCCAGUAAAACAAAUGUGUAUUCAACUAAAGAAAAAAAUAAAACAGCAACACUUUAAAACAAGAAUUCAGACAUUUUUCUAUGUAAGAAUUGAUUUAAAAAAAAAAAAAAAGUUAUGGAGCUAAAACCUUGAAAAUAGCUAAGGAUAUAGUUGUGUCAUAAAUACUGAAUUUCAGAUGAUCUACAUUUACCCUCACAGUUUUAAUGACUGUUUUAGUUCCUUAGUCCGAGUAUGAGUAGUAUCUUACUUGCUUUCUGUGUCAAGCAAAAUGCAGUUAUUUAACAUUUAGCUUACUAGAAAAAAAACCCUU